AUGUCAUCUUCUGCGAGCCUCUCUGAUGGCGAGAGAAUCCGCCAAAUGAUAUCCAGCCUUUCUCCGGAUGCAAUCGCACGCCUCAUCCCGCAAGAGAAGAUCAAAGAGCUCCUCAGGGCGCAGAAAUCGAACGAACAGCCUCUGGAAUCCGCCGUGGUCGCAAACCAGCCUGCCUCAGCUGUGUCUCGCAAGAAGAAGAAGGUCAACGGCUUCAUGGCAUUUCGCUCAUACUACGCCGGGAUUUUCUCAGACCGCCCUCAGAAGGAGAGAUCACCUCUCAUCACGACUCUGUGGCAGACGGAUCCAUUCAGGCCAAGAUGGGCCAUAAUGGCCAGCGUCUUCUCACGAGUGCGAGACUUUGCUGGCACUACGAAGGGCCGCAUUGUCAUGUCGGGGUUUCUUCGGGUCGCCUGCCCCCGGAUGGGCAUCCCGAAGCCCAGCGACUACCUGAGAUGUCUCAACUGGCAGGUGGUUUCGAGUGCAGCAGCAGGGUCUAAGACUAGAUUGGAUCUCACUCUUCACCAGACCGCCGUGCCUCCAGUUGCCGACCAAGUUCAGGUGCCCAUGACCGAGCUCGAGCUCCUGCGAGCUUGCCUCCAGGGUGGCUUUCCAUUCGAAAACAGCUCCCAGCUUCUGAGGCAGAUGGAGGACAGCUCUGUGACCAUCAUGACCCAGACAGCUCCGCCUUCUGGUGAUGUGCGAGCUUCGAGCAGAGAAAUCAACCAGGAGUACACCAACACCCUCAUCAGCGAUCCAACCGAUACGGUUGCUUCCCUUCUUUCUCCCAACGGGGAUAUAUCCAACUUUCUGGUCGACAUUCAAAUCAUCCCCACUUUCCAGGCCCAAGAUACAACUCCAAUCCAGCAAGACGACACAGCACCCCCCCUGCAGCACAACAUGCUCUUCGACGACAUGCUCUUCGACGACAUGCUCUUCGACGACAUGCUCUUCGACGAUAUCUCAGUCGACUAUUACGGCAUGCUUCCUGCCUCAGGCCAACUCCCCGCUGGCCAUCGGGACACACCGUUCGACUACUCGCACUCCACAAUAGGUCUCUGGUAG
This is a messenger RNA of Gaeumannomyces tritici R3-111a-1, 1062 nucleotides long. RefSeq lists its product as hypothetical. Gene Ontology annotation, cellular component: nucleus. Gene Ontology annotation, molecular function: DNA binding, bending. NCBI's taxonomy places the organism in Eukaryota, Fungi, Ascomycota, Sordariomycetes, Magnaporthales, Magnaporthaceae. Gene Ontology annotation, biological process: positive regulation of mating-type specific transcription, DNA-templated. The record is from RefSeq and is a predicted model, not a curated record. Bases 1 to 1062 code for a protein of 353 amino acids. The transcript has 2 exons.